CGGCCGCGGCGGCCGCUGUUGCGGUGGUUGCGACAGUGGCUGCUGAAUACCGAAGUGAGGCCCGACGAGACCCGGCGGCCUUGCAGCCGUGAAAGGUGGAAGCUGGGCCAUCCUCCCGCGCAGCAGGAACGAAGGGGAAGAGGCGGACGCGAGAGAAGACCGCUGGGAAGCUGGGGGAGGCUCUGUGCACCUCCCAGCCCUUUGGCCGCCGCCGUCCGGCUAGUCCUGCAGCACCCACCGCCGCCGCCGCCGUCUCGGGCUCCCAGCCCGGGCUCGGCAGUCCGGGCCGGGGAGGGAGGGCGUUGUGUGCGCCCGGAGCCCCGGAGAUGGCGGGAGGGCACUGCAGCAGUUUCGCCGCGGCGGCGGCGGCCGGCAGCGGCGAGAUCGUCCAGCUGAACGUAGGGGGGACCAGAUUUAGUACUUCAAGACAAACUCUUAUGUGGAUUCCAGAUUCUUUUUUUUCCAGUUUACUGAGUGGAAGAAUUUCAACACUUCGCGAUGAAACUGGUGCUAUAUUUAUUGAUAGAGAUCCAGCAGCAUUUGCACCCAUUUUAAAUUUUCUUCGGACAAAAGAACUAGACUUAAGGGGAGUGAGUAUUAAUGUUCUCAGGCAUGAAGCAGAAUUUUAUGGAAUUACUCCGUUAGUAAGAAGGCUUCUAUUAUGUGAAGAAUUGGAGCGUUCAUCUUGUGGAAGUGUCCUUUUUCACGGUUACUUGCCUCCACCAGGCAUUCCUAAUCGUAAAAUAAACAACACAGUGAGAUCCUCUGCUGAUUCUAGAAAUGGACUGAAUUCUACAGAAAGUGAAGCCCGGGGAAAUGGUACCCAGCCUGCUCUCUCUGGUACUGGAGAAGAGACUGUUAGGCUAGGAUUUCCUGUGGACCCACAAAAGGUGCUAAUAGUAGCUGGUCAUCACAACUGGAUUGUCGCUGCAUAUGCCCAUUUUGCUGUGUGUUACAGAAUCAAAGAAUCAUCAGGAUGGCAACAAGUGUUUACAAGCCCAUAUUUGGAUUGGACUAUUGAACGAGUUGCUUUAAAUGCAAAAGUGGUUGGAGGUCCACAUGGAGACAAAGAUAAAAUGGUUGCUGUGGCCUCAGAGAGUAGCAUCAUCCUCUGGAGUAUUCAAGAUGGAGGAAGUGGAAGUGAAAUAGGAGUAUUCAGCCUUGGCGUCCCUGUAGAUGCUCUCUUCUUUAUUGGUAACCAGUUGGUGGCCACGAGUCAUACAGGGAAAGUAGGAGUGUGGAAUGCUGUCACUCAGCACUGGCAAGUUCAAGAUGUUGUUCCUAUAACUAGUUAUGACACUGCUGGGUCAUUCCUUCUACUGGGAUGUAACAAUGGAUCAAUAUAUUACAUAGAUAUGCAGAAGUUCCCUUUGCGAAUGAAGGAUAAUGAUCUUCUUGUAACUGAACUUUAUCAUGAUCCCUCAAAUGAUGCUAUUACUGCUCUGAGUGUUUACCUCACACCCAAAACAAGUGUCAGUGGUAACUGGAUUGAAAUUGCCUAUGGUACGAGCUCUGGAGCAGUGAGAGUAAUUGUACAACACCCAGAAACAGUUGGGUCAGGCCCUCAGCUUUUCCAGACUUUCACAGUUCACCGAAGUCCUGUUACAAAAAUAAUGCUAUCAGAGAAGCAUCUCGUAUCAGUCUGUGCAGAUAAUAAUCAUGUUCGAACAUGGACAGUAACACGGUUCAGAGGCAUGAUCUCUACUCAGCCAGGUUCUACUCCUUUAGCAUCAUUCAAGAUACUUUCUCUGGAGGAGGCUGAAAGUCAUGGGAGCUAUUCUUCUGGAAAUGACGUAGGGCCUUUUGGAGAGCGAGACGAUCAACAGGUGUUUAUCCAGAAAGUUGUUCCUAUCACUAACAAGCUGUUUGUGAGACUCUCAUCUACUGGGAAAAGAAUAUGUGAGAUCCAAGCUGUUGACUGUACCACAAUAUCGUCAUUUACUGUGCGAGAAUGUGAAGGUUCUAGUAGGAUGGGCUCGAGGCCAAGGCGCUACUUGUUCACAGGCCAUACAAAUGGCAGCAUUCAAAUGUGGGAUCUGACCACUGCUAUGGAUAUGGUUAACAAAAGUGAGGAGAAAGGUGGUCCAACUGAAGAAGAGCUACUCAAAUUAUUGGAUCAGUGUGAUUUGAGCACAUCUCGCUGUGCUACUCCUAACAUCAGUCCAGCAACUUCUGUGGUUCAGCAUAGCCGUCUGCGGGAAUCAAAUUCUAGCCUUCAGCUUCAACACCAUGAAACUAUCCACGAAGCAGCUACUUAUGGUUCCGUGAGGCCUUACAGAGAGAGUCCUUUGUUAGCAAGGGCAAGGAGAACUGAGAGUUUUCACAGUUAUGGGGACUUUCAGACUGUUAAUUUGAACAGAAAUCUAGAAAGAGCUGUUCCUGAAAAUGCUAACUUGGGUCCAAUACAAACUGAAGUAAAGCAGGCAACAGGGGAAUGUAAUGUGUCUGAGAGAAAGUCUCCUGGAGCAGAAAUAAAAAGUUUGAGAGAAUCAGAUAGUGGAUUGGAAGCUCAUAAAAUAGUUGAAGGUUUUUCAGAAUCCAAGAAAAGGUCAUCAGAAGAUGAAAAUGAAAAUAAAGUUGAUUUAAGGAAGAAAGGAGGAUUCGAAGGGGGAGGAUUCCUUGUAAGAAAGAAAGUUCCCUAUCUGGCAUCAUCACCUAGUACUUCUGAUGGAGGGACUGACUCACCUGGUACUGCAUCCCCAUCACCUACAAAAACCACACCAUCACCUCGGCAUAAAAAAAGUGAUUAUUCAGGUCAAGAGUACAGCUUGUGAAAACUCACCAAAAUAAGGAGCUGUUUGUUAAAUUUAGAUGAAAAAUUAAACUUGACUGGAUUUCGGACAUUGGUUUUUGUACCAAACUUUACAGUUUAAAAUUGGAUGUCAUUUAAUAAUUUUUUAACAGAAUCACCUGGAGGAAAGGAGAUAAAAUAACCCUCUCUUGAUGUUUUUGGAAAUUUUUUUUAGUUUUCAGUACAUUAUAACAGAAUCAUUUGUAAAACUGGGGUCUGUUUCUCAAAGCUGCUGUUUGUUUGCUUUGGGAACAAAGUGUCACCUUUUAAGAGGAUGGUGCCCACAAAAAGAGCAUCCCCUUAGAGAGUGGGAAUCAAUAGCCUGGGUCUGUAAUCCUAAUUAUGCCUGGGACUUCUCUUUCAGUGUUAUCUCAUGUGAAUCACAUAAUUCUCUUUGGAACUUGGUCUUCCAGGCCUUACUGUAUGUGCAAAGUGUUUACCAGAUAUUUGAAUGAGGUGCUGUGUUUGUGAAAAAAAAAGAUCACAUAAUCAGAGACACUAUUGAUACUGAAUGCCAGAUUCCACUGUGUAAUAAGUCCUUAGGAUAAAAUUGUUUUAAAUUGUGGGUCAUUUUCUGAUUCUCAUUGUUGGAGUUCUCAAAUCUCAGCAAGCAUCCUUAAUAUUAAAUGCCAAAAGUCUAUAUAAACUUUCUUUUAAGUUGGAGCAAUUUUCUCUGUUUGGACUGAGAAACUAAAAAUAAUAAUCAAGGGCAAAGCUUUUAGUGCCCAGAAGGGAAAGCUGUACAAGUUGCUAGUCUGCCUUGUUUUAGGAGCCACCAUAUUUUUAUUUUCCAGUGUUAAUAAUAAGAUAAUUAAACUUAGAAUGUGGCAGUUUGUUAAGCUUAUGAGAUUGAGGUUCUGAAUUUUUGGUUGAAGGUUCAUCUACUGUAAAAAUGUUAUUUUGAGUAUAUUUUGAAUUUUAAGGUCAAAAGAAAGAUACUUUUUGUACAUUUUUUCAUUAAAUUGGAAUGAUUUUUAAGUUUCUACAAAUAGAGUAAUUAUAGAAUUAAAGCAUUAAGCAUUCUUUGGUGAAUAAUGUGCAUAUUCCCAUUCCAAGAAAUAAAAUAAGUGAGUGAAGUUGAAAUAAAUUCUUUAAAGUAUAGUCUAUUGGUAGUGGUUUCACAACAGUUCUCUGGUGUUUAUUUAUCAAUUAAGUCAAAUAAAAAUGAUUAAGGAAACAUGUUUUCAGUUGUUUGAGAAAGUUACCAUGUUUAAAGUACAUAUUUGUUUUUAAAGCAUAAUUUAGAAAUUACUAACUAAUUAACUGUAAUUAUCUCUUGUACUCGUUUUCCUUAUUAUCACAGUUAUGUGAAAGUUGGGUGGACAAGUAAGAAAGGGGGGGGGGGUAUUCAGCCAGCCUUUUUCAAGAGUAAAAGACCACUGAAAAAGAAAAAGACUAUUAUGUAAUAUCCCAUGAAAAGACAAAACUCACUCUGCUUGGAUUAUGUUAUACAACAGGUAUUAUUUAUUUCUUUCACUUACAAGUUUGAAACCUGGUAUUAGAGCAGAGAAUUGACUCUAUUCUGGCAUUUAACUUUGUAAGCUUGAGUAGAUAAUCCCACUUCACCUAAGAUUUUUUCAUUGUACCUACCUCAUUGGGAUUGUUGUAACUGGAAGAACAAGAAUUGAAUCUUGGAUGAUUGAUGGAAAACAAGAAUGGAACUAUAAUUCUCAUGAUGAAUUUUUCAAAUAAUUUUUUAUUUAUUUCAGAAUAAAACUCAUAAACAUUAUCACACCAAUAAGUUAGGUAUUGUUAUCCUCAUUUCACUAAUGAAAUCACUGAGACCUGGAAAAAAUAAUAACUUAGCCACAAGGCUCAGUUACUGGGCUAACUUUUGAACCCAAAUUUACUUGUUUCAGGAACAUAUGGUCUUGUUCCUGGCUUUUUCAGUCAGGCCUGUGUAUCAGAAUCAUCUGAGGUUAUAUACUUAAAGAUGUCCAGACCUGCUAAAUUUGAAUCUCUGGGGGAUGGGACUCAUACUCAUGUAUUUUUUAAAAGGUACAAUAGCCAAUUCUAAUCUAUGCUGAAGGUUGAGAAAUUAUCCAGAACAUCCUAUUUUCUUAAAUGAGCUCACUUUUAUUUCUAUUAUUUAUGUGUAAAUUAUAAAGUUCAGAGCUGUUAGAGUAUCUUUCCAUAAAUAUUAAAUCAAACUUGGUUCAUAUUUAAAUAUUAAGCAAACCAUCUUUAAUUCACAUGAUAUAUUUGCAAUGGAAAUAAACUAUUCAUAUGUGAUAUAAUUAAGUUUCUUAUUACUGAAUUAUUCCACCUGACCCAUGUUUUACUUACAGGUCAUUCAGGUUAAAUUAUUUCAGUAUUGAUGCAACAUGAGUUUUAAAUCAGUAUAAGAUACCAUAACCGAUUCACGUUUAGGUUUUCCAUUUAGAGGAUAUGCCAACUAUAUCAUCAUAAACACAAUUCCUAGUAGCACUUACAAAACAUAACCAUGCACUCUUAUCAAACAAUAUUAGGAAUAAUAAAACUUGGUAGUUAUUAAACUGAGAAUGUGGUCUGUACAAGUGAUAAGACAUGAGUCAGAAGUUUUAGAACAGACUUAAAGGGGUGCAGAGAGAACUGCCCAUUGUUUACUCUGUAAGGGAGAAGUGGUGGGCCAAGGAAUAUAGUCCCUGUGUACAGUAUAUUUCCCUGUACAUGAUUUCUUCCAGGUUUCUUUACAUCACUGGUUCUUAACAUUAGGAAACACUUGGGAGUUUCAAAAGUACUGAUGCCAAGCUCCACCCCAGGCUAAUUGAAUUAGAAUCUCUAGGGGUAUGUCUACAUAGUUUGUGUAGUGACAGCUUGGCACUCAAUACCAGUUAAGGUAGCAAAAUAAAGUCGUGGGAUUCUUCUCUGAAAUAAAUGUAAGUAAGGUUAGAAAGUUCUGCCCAGUGUUUUGGGCACAAGUCAUAUCGGGCUUCUGUUCACUCAACUCUGGGGUCAAAUUAUAAAAGAUAAAGCGAACUGAAUUCAUGUAAUAACUGUCUAACUAAAUGCUUAACUCUAGAUUAAAGUGGAGAAUGACCUAAGGUGAAAUCCCCUGCAGUUGUUUUGUUCUUUUCUGCUCUUUUAAAAUUAUAUACUGUGUUUAAACACAGUGAUGAAACUUACCUAGUAAAUUUUCCAAAGAGAAUGAGCUCAAUCUCCUGAAUCUACCUGUGACUAGCAAAUCAUAUUCACAGAAGAGUAGUCCAAGGAUAAGGAUGUGAGUUCAUGAUUGGAAAAGAGCACUCCUUCCUCAUAUGCUUUAAAUAGCUCAUGUGAGGCAGGAACUCAGCCUUGACCUCAUUUGUGCCAGCUCAAAAUAACUAAUUGACUAAGAUUCAGUAAGUUGGAAUAGAAGGCAGUGAACUAAAUUAGCCAGUCCCAUUUCUCAUUUCAGAAAGUAUAAAACUUUUGGCGAGAAAAAGUAUGUUUCUUGUAACUUGUACACCCACUGCCAAAUCUACACAAUUUCAGAUUUGUUUGCACAUAGCAGUUCUAACAAGGGAGCAGAACUUCCAUUUAAUACUGGUCUCUGCUUUUGACACUUAUGGUUGGCAAGGUUUGUCCAAGAGUUGGCUAAUUUUAGGAGCUGCUCUUUCAAAGAUUUGGAUAUCCAAGUCUCAAAACCACAGAGGUCCACAAUCUUUGAUUCUUGGACUAUGGGGUAAUUCACAGUUUUCGAGAAGAAUAAGUAAGGUUGUCUCUUCAUAAGUUUUUGCCAAUUCAGCUUUGAGAAAAUCCACAUGCCUCUGAAUGUAGAGUCACAAAAAAGAUUGUUGGACAGUUGUUAAUGACACAGAGUCAAUAACUUCCGGAAGUCAAUAGGACCUUUAUGAAUGAAGAAAAACGUUCAUUCACAGUUCCUUCAUGGAACUAGUUCCAUGAAGAGCUGAUUUAAAUAUCUUUAACCUUAUGUUGACGAUUUGAAGAAAAAUGCGUUCAUUGCUGUAGGACUUUCACCAAUGACUUUAUAAUCUAAGAGCAGAUGACAAAUUUUGAAUCAUGGAGAUUGGUACUGUUGCAUAUCAUCUGUUCUUAGUGAUUCGAAGGCUAAAAUAAAGAGUGGAUAGUUGUCUGAAAUGAAGAGAUGUAGUACAGAGAGUAAACUGUAUGUAUAUAUUUUUUUCAACGACUUUGGGCCAUCUUGAAAUUGCCAUUGAUUAGUAAUUUUACCAGCAGCAUCACUGCCAAACAACCAAGUGAAAAUUACAUGCUUCUUUGUCUUCCACAAAAUAAGCAGAGUGAAACAUUCAUUUGUAUGAAUAUUAACCCCUUUAUUUCAGACAUCCAGAAAAAAAAAUUAACAUUUCUUAGACCUCUAUUACAGAGGACGAAAUUAAAAAACAAUCUCAUCUCUUUAAAGGAUUACAGAAUAACAAACAAUGGCUUUUCAGCAUUUAUGAAAUAUCAGUAAUAACCAAGUGGGACUGGGGUGCAGGGCCUACAUUCCAGCUUUGUCUUGCAGUUUUCCAUCCUCUACAGGUUGGUGUCGGUGAAUGUGGUGUGUUCCUUGGUCACUGAACUGAAACCCUUGAUGGCAUUUAUCAGGUCUUCUUCAUCCACAUACUGAAAAAUAAGCCAUUCAACACUGAUUAGGUUGUUUGCUAUCAAUAGUGUUUGCUAUUAGUUAGUAAUUCUGUCAAUUUAAUUUGAAGAGUAAUCAGUAAGUACUUAUUAAAGGCUAUUAUCCUAUGUUCAACAUUGUAAGGUGUGUUUUAAGAUACAGUCCUUGCCUUAAGUUGGCCUUAUUGAAUGGAACACAUCACAUGCAUACAUGAACUGUAUAGACUAAUCAAUCAAAAUUGAAUGUGAUUUGAGCGUUACAUUGUGCCAGAUCUUAAUUUUUUGAUGCCUCAAUGUUCUCAUCUUUAAAUUGGGGCGAUGAUAAAUAGAUGGUAGAUAGAUCUAUGUCUAUAUAAUUAAGAUUUAGUUCAAAGAGUAGGCAGAAAAGCCAGAAUGCAAGCUAGUUUGCUCUAUUCUGUCCCACUGUGUUACUGUAUUUAUUGUUUAGGGUUAGUAGGGUUGAUUAUAAUGAAGAGGUAACUUGACAAGUAUUAGUAGCUUCAAAAGCUUCUGUUGAAUCCCUCUGCACCCUCCCCAUUCCUAACUAGUACUGUAAAAAGCAAGCAAAAGUGUCCAUAUAGUAUAAUAGUUAAGAAUGAGAUCUCUGUAGUCAAGUGAUAUUUUUUUAAAAUCCCAACACCAUGAAAAAAAAAAUGAUGUAUUAGCUGUGUAUCCUGGGUAAGUAAUUAACUUCUCUACAGCUCAGUUCCUUCUCUACAAAUGGGAAUGGUAAUAGUAACUACCCCCUAGAUUUUGUGAAAACUAAGUGAAAUAAUGCAAGUAAGUCCGUAAUGUAUUAUGUUGAACCAUAUGAAAUUGCUAUGUUGCAUUGUUAAAAUGAUCAAUUAACAUUUCCUUAUGUUUCAACCUAAUACAAUUAUUCCUGCCAAAUAGAAACAUUAGAUCUGAAAUGGAAUGCAUGGAACUCAAUAGUCGUAACAACUUCAAGCAGGUUCAUGAUUUAAAAGUGUGUAGUAUACACACACAAAAUUAUUCUGAACAAGCAAGAACGACUGUACAUUUCGGUUUUUAGUGGUGAUAUGGAACCUGAAGCCAGGGAACUUGCUUUAUUACUUGCCAUUAGGGAAGAAUGACUUUUUGGAAGUUAACCUUUUAUGAAGGAAAAGUGAGGACUUGGAAAAGAUGAGUGAAAAUGCCCAAAGCAGAAGUUGGAUGAUUGAAAGAAAUGGAAGUGGCUAAUUACUCCUCAGAGCAGUAAAUAGAGGAGGUAAGUUCUUAGUUGAUAGUUGUUUAUUAUCUAACUAUCUCAAAGGUAUGUUACUCCAGCAGACGUCUAGGUAGCGGCACAGUGAAGAGGUGUGGUGGUCGGUUAAAAACUCCAGGAUUUUAGGCAGCCCAGCCACCUAAGGGCUCUUAAAUGCUAGAGUGAGGUUAACUUUCAGAGCCAAUUAUUUGUACCCACUGGAUUAAAAUUUUGAAAGAUGAAGCUUACAAACAGUAA
Molecule: messenger RNA, 8795 nt
Organism: Choloepus didactylus (southern two-toed sloth)
Lineage: Eukaryota; Metazoa; Chordata; Mammalia; Pilosa; Megalonychidae
Gene: KCTD3
Product: potassium channel tetramerization domain containing 3
Exons: 18
Coding region: 327-2774 (815 amino acids)
Biological process (GO): protein homooligomerization
Molecular function (GO): protein binding
Source: RefSeq, a predicted model, not a curated record